AUGGACGACAGCGAACUGCCCGAGCUGUUGUUUUUCGACACGUUUUCCCACGAUACCUAUGAGCGUAAUCUCGAUCUGGUGCAGUUUCCCAACCCGGUUUACAUAACGGAAGUGCGUAUCAUUCCGCUGGGAGCGCGCGUUCAUGCCGACUUCCCGGGUGGUGUACGACUCGGGGCGACCAAUCCUUCCAACUUUCACAUCGAGUUGUUCGUGAAUGAUCUGGGCAAGCCCGGCGCGGCGGUGUUCGAGAGCUUGGGUGAGUUCGAAUACAACCAGAACAACUGCAUCCAUCUUCAAUCCCCCGCCCGGCGCAUACCCACCGACGGCCUGGUGCUCAAGGGCUGGUACACCACUAUGACACUCGCCGUGUACGGCAUCCUGACCACCAGCAUCGUUGAGCCGAUUGUGUCGCCCCGGGAAAUGACGCCACAUCCAAGCGAUGUAAACACCAUGCUGAUAGGCGGUGGUCACGAAUCGGGCAGCAUUGCAGAGCCGCUACACGGAUGCGGUGGCGAAUGGGUGCAGGAGGGUCCUAGCGGUAUGAUGGUGAUUGUCAAUCCGAACGAAGUGUUCGUUCAGAAGGAAUACCCGGACGAUAACAGCGAGGACGCACCAAAGGACCCACGGCCUUACGCUCGCAGGGCGGCAGCAGCCGCAGCGGCCGCGAUCGCCGUAAGUGCAGCAAGUCCACCCGAACCGAUCUACGAACCGCUCGAAAGUGGUAAGAUACUCCCUGGGGACUGUGACCUGCCGGACAAGCGAAGCGGAAAGUGCCCGCAGUUGCGUUCGUCCGACCAUCUUCAACAGGAGCAGUAUACCUACGAGUCGGUUCGUUCGCCACGGAUGCGCCGUCACAGCAACCGUGAUGAAUUUUCACGGUCACCCAGUCUCUGCAAGGAGUACGAUUCACCGCCCAGUCUGGCCAAGCAGGCUCCACACGGUCCACGGGAACCCGAGUGGUCGCGCAGCCCGGACUACCUGGAGCAAGCGUCGAACCAGCACCUGGAGCAGCCACCGCUUCCGCCGCUAUCGCGGUCCCGGCGAUUACGCAGUGAUUCGUUUGAUCGACUGCGCAGGGAACCUUCCUUUGAGCGGUUGGAAAAGGAAGACCGAAGGCGACCCCGGUCGCCACUUGAUUCACCACGCCGGCCGCGCUCGCCCGAUCGGAACGAAUCGUCACCAGAUGGGAUGGACGAGGAGGAGGUGGAAGACCUGGAGAUGCUGGUCGACGAGGAGGAGGACGUUGAUGAAGAGGAAGGGCUCCGGCAUAGUUUUCAUCGGGUACCGCAACCGUCAGUGGCACCAAUGGCGUCAAGCGGCAAAUACGGGCGCGACAAACGAGGCGGAGGUAUGAUGAUGCCAGGUGGACCAGAAAGCCGGUCCCCGCAGCAUCACCAUCAGCACCAUCAUCAUCACCAUCACUAUCAGCAACAGCAGCAACAGCCGCAACCGCAACAGCAGCAGCAGCAGCAGGCGUUAUCCUCUAGCGGAGCGACCACUCCACCAUUACCAUGUGAACCCGUCACUAUAACGCCAGUCGCGUCUCCCGUGAUAACGUCGAAUGAAGAGGACACCGUCUCAGUGACCGAACAGUUCGAGCCGAUACUGAGCGAUGAAGAGAUCACGGAGGAUUACGACUACGACUCGGAGUGCGAGUUCGUUUCUGACUAUUGCAAACCGUUCAAUCCGAUAACAACAACGCUGGUGCGCUACGAGCGUGCGGAAGAGUGCUCCUUCGGUGCAAUCGAACAAAAGAUGCUGGCGAGCAUCGAACAUUUGCUUGCUCAAGAGCGAUACAGUCGCAAAGCAACGGAGAAUUUCCUCCACGAAUCGGCCGAGUGGCGUGAGCGGUUCGUCGACUACGCCGAGCAGCUGGUUCAGCACUUCAGUCAGUUACUGCAGAAGUACGAUGCCCGCGAGAGUUUCUCGCAUCUGCUCGAGCAAUGGAUUGUAGAUGGGUGGCCCGGUGUGGAAACGCUGAUAAACUGCAUACGUAUCGGGCUCGACUUUGACCGAGCGAUGGUGCAGGUACAGCCGGCGAUGAAGCUGCGCCACAUGAAGGCUGGCAUCCGGCUGACCGAGUUUGUCGGGCCGUACGAGUGCUUCAUGCGACAGAUUUUGCAACAGGACGACUUCAAUCUCUUCGAUCGCUUUCUCGGGCUCUACUCGCAAAACUUCAUGGCCCUCUCGAUUAAGCUGAUGAUCAUUCGCAGCAUGUACGCGUGUUUUGAUACUCAGUUCGCGCUCAAGUACUUUCUUUCGGCGUCCUACAAUGGCUACCAGAUCCUGUUGGACUUGCUGCAGGAAAACCCGUCAACGCGCAUUGCUUUUGCGCUGAAAUCGUUGCUGCGUAAAAUCACGCUGCAUGAAACGGUAGAACUUAUCGGAACCACCGUCCCACAGCUGUACGAGCAGCAGAUGAAAGAUGCAUCAGCCAAACGGGUAGCUAAUAUCACGCCGCCACCAUCAUUGCUACCGGUGCAGGAAACGAUUGAACUGCUUCACAGACUUCUCACCGAGCUAACAAAAGCGAUCUCGUUGAAUGAAAUUAUGCUGUCGCAACCGAAGCGUUUCCUACCUGUUACGGCCAAGUUCGAAAUUCACAAAGAUUUGUUCUCGUUGACCAACGUUAACCGUACGAUUGUGCAAUUUUUCCGAACACACCGUUUGCUCGAAUCGCUGCUGAUGUUGCUCGAUCUGAAGGUAACACCCGGCCCGCUCUGCGAAACGAUUCUUAAUCUGGUGUCGAUUCUGCUUGGUAGUCUGCCCAAGUUACGCUACCUCGUCGAACGAGCGCCGAUUAGCAACCUGUUGCACAAGUGGCUCUUCCAGCAGCUACCACUGCCAACCGAGUCGCUUCCGGGUUCGCACAACGCACCGAGCCCCUCCUACGAGUUGGUGCAUUCGGAACUCACACGCGCUCAGUUGCUCGGCUUGGAGUUGGCCUACAAACUGCAAACGAUGUACCAUCUAGAUGCAUUGGCGAGCUUCCGGUGCGUGGUAACCCCUGCGGCAAUCUCAAACACACAGCACGUCGUGCCUGCCGAUCGUGAGCGGGACAGGGAUCGCUUGGCGGAGUGUCUGCAGGCCCUGUAUCAGCUUGCGCAAGGUGUCGGCCGCCGGUACGUCGUGGAGGUGCUCUGCAUGGACGGGAACCUGACGAUACUGCUCGAGCUGCUCGAGCGUGAGAAGCGUCAGCUGGCAAAAGACGAGGCCAGUUCUCCGGGCUCCGGGAAGCAUAAGUCGCCCAUCAUCAGCUACUGCGUCGAUAUGAUAGACCUUGCGGUACGGAACGCUGACGGCGCUGCCUACCUUGCGCACCACGGUCUCGCCCUGCUUAGUCUGGUGAAGCAGCACGAGCAGUUCGAAGGUUCGGUCGGUGCGGCGCUGCAGGAGCUCGCCAUCUACCUGAAGCCACUCGAGCUACACGAUCUAUUCUCGUACGUCGACAUCGGCCCGUUGGUGGAGCUGAUGAAACGAAGCGUCGAGUAUGUGACUGCGUUUCCGGGAGACCUCAUCACGGCUCUACGCUUGGUGCAGUUCCUCGCCAUUCCGCAAUACGAUCUCUGCGAACAGCCGUACGGGCAUGCCGAGUUCAAGUACAAGUAUACGCUGCUGCAGUUCUACUCGGCUGACGGCCAGGCACUACUGCUGUCGGUGUUGGAGAAGCUCAACCUCUAUUUUGACCAGCCAGCCAUCCACGCGUCAAGCCUGGCCAGCACCCAGGGCGUGUUGUUAACGCAGAUCCUGUGCCCGACGGUGCAUAUUUUGCGCAAGCUCGUCUCGUACCUGAUCGAGUGUCGCAACACGGAGUUUCGUGACCUAACGCCGAUCGAGCCACUGCUGCGGACGUACGCCUUGAUGCAGAGCGUGCCGGUGAACGCCGCCGCCGCUACCGAUGCACGGCACGUGCAGCGCGAGAUCGUGCGCGUUCUGGUGGCCUACACCCAGCCGGCUCCGGCUGAGGGGCUCGACACGAACAACAUCCACCGAAGCCUGUGGACCCAGAUGAUCGGGGAGCUGACGAACUUCACGCGACACGGUCCAAACUACUUUCUACCCGGGUUGCUAGUGUUGUGCGAACUGUUGCCGCUACCGCUGCCCUUGUACUGCCACCAGGAGCUCAGCUCGGCCGAAGUGUGCCAGCUGAUCAAAGAGCGUCAGCUAUGGUCGGCCCACCUUCACCCUCAGAGCCCAGCCAUCGGAGAGCUUAUCCAAACGAUAUGCACAUCCAGCUAUACACCGCUGUUGGUAGUGCUCAGUCGCGCUUGCCUGCAGCUGGCGGAUCUCGCCCCAAACAUGACACUGCUCAUAUCGAAGUCGAUUGCCGACCUGAUUGUCAACGAGCCGCUGUUGCACGGAGGUCUGGCCAGCACUAGCCACGCCCGGUUACUGAGCUUUCUCGCCGGGUUGGUUUGCCACCCGUCUGUGAAGGUGUCCCUGCUCUCCAUACUGCCGGGUCGCAUCAUGGACAUGAUGAUGAGCGUACUGCUGAAGUCCGGCCAGACGCCUGCCCACCAACAAACGCAGGAGCACAUCUACGUAGUGUUCCAGAGUCUGUUCGAUGCGGAAAUUGCACUCAUGUCUGGUGACGGUAUCGAUCCGGCUCGCCAGUUAGCCUGCGCGCUGCCGCCGAAGGAAAUUAUCGACACUUUCGGCACGAUGUGUGCGGAGAGUGUGACGUCCCCCGAGAUUGGCGUCACUGUGCUUAUGGCGGCCCUUCGCACAAUGCUGCUGUUGACGGAAAACGACACGACCUUUGUGACACUGGUUGCCAAUCUAUUACGGAGACGUGAAGCCUGGAAUGUAGUGUUGUGCAAGUUUCUGCACAAAGCGAAAAGCAAUCCGGAACCAUUCCGGGUGCUGUUUGGCUUGUUGAGCGAAUUUUGGCGGGCGCUUACCGAGGUCGAUAACAGUAUCAUCAUCCAGGGGUUGAAUUUGCCCAGACGCACGGUAACACUUUCCGUCGGUCAGCUAGUGCAACUGCUUCCGUUGCCGGAUCGUGGUGAAGUGGACGAGCGUCGAGCAGCGCUGGUACUGCUGGAAGACUUGAACAUUCUGUUUCAAAGCAAACAACAGGACCCUACCAGUCCGAGUGCGGGUAUCGCAGUUGCAGCGAACGGCACCGCAGUUGCUGCUGCUAGCCCGAGUGCGGUUAGCGCAGUUUCAGCGAGUGGCAUCGGUUCGUCUUCAAGUACUAUUUUGACUGAUAACCUGAGCAUUUUGCACGGCCAGCUAUCAGCAGCAGCAGGAGCAGCAACUACCGCUGCUGCUGCUACUGUUGCUGCAGAAAGCGAUGAGCCGCCACCAUCCCCAGAGACCGACUGGAGUGCGGUCACUGUCGAUCCGUUACCGCAGGCAGAGGGCAUCGUCACGCAGUACGGUUCCCGGAGUGUGUACGUGGUGAGUGACGACUGCGCGGAGCAUCACAAGCUGUGCGACUGGCUCGGUUUUACGCCCGGAGAGGACGAUCUCGGGCGAGAACAGAUACCGUGCGAUUUGCAGGAUCUAGCCAAAACCUGUCUAACCGGGGACACCAAUCUGACUGCCGACUGCAAGCGUCUGUUGCAUCUAUCAGCGUCGCCACACUCGAACCGAGACCGGCUCACGACCGCGCCGUGCUUUAGAACGCGCCGCGUGGAGGUGGAACCCAGCACCGGACGACCGGAGAAAAAAAUAUUCGCUACGCCCCUACGCGGACGAUGCUUUUCGCGUGCUCCGACCACCCGAGGGGACCUGUUCCGGUCGCGGCCCCCGAACACAUCUCGUCCUCCUUCGCUGCAUGUGGACGAUUUUCUGGCACUGGAAACGUGCGGUGCUCAGCCAACCGGACCAACCGGCUAUAACAAGCUGUCGCGCGACAUCAUCACGAUUCGCGGUUCGAACCGCAGUCGAGGAGGGCGAAAUUAUCCCGAGCGGGCCAGCCGACCGGGUGGUGGCGGCGGUGGUUCCUCGGGCGGGAGCGGUGGUGGUGGUCCUGGCGGUCACUGGCACAGCAACACAAGUGGUAGUGGUGGUGGUGGUAGCGGCGGCGGUGGCAGCGGCGGUGGUGGAAGUAGUUCCGGCUGGUCUUCCUCGAAUGCCUCGCAAAUGCACGAUGCGGGAGGCAGCGUUAGCUCGGCCGGCAAACACUUUGGCGGUGGCAGCGGUGUCAUCGUUAGCAGUGGUCACUACCGCGAUAGCAAUCACUUUGGUGCGCAGCGGUCGCGCUCUGGCCGUGGCUUCAACCGAUACAGCAGUCGGCUGUAUUCGCGGCCGAUCUAACAAGUGUUAUGCGCAGACCACAUGUAGGAA
Molecule: messenger RNA, 6294 nt
Organism: Anopheles bellator
Lineage: Eukaryota; Metazoa; Arthropoda; Insecta; Diptera; Culicidae
Gene: vir
Product: protein virilizer
Exons: 6
Coding region: 1-6264 (2087 amino acids)
Cellular component (GO): RNA N6-methyladenosine methyltransferase complex
Molecular function (GO): RNA binding
Source: RefSeq, a predicted model, not a curated record